CACACAGCUUCCAAGUGCGGUGUUGCUCGGAUCGGUCACUUACUACAAAAUGGCUGCACAGGCUCCACCACCGCCGCCGCCGUCGCCGCCGCUGACAACGACGACGACGAGGAGAAGGAAGCACGACUGAACGCUUCGACGCUGAGAGAAGAAGCCGCAAAUACAAGUAUUCGAGAACCGUUUGAUGGAAGAGAAGAAAAAGAAAAGGCCAGAAGAGAAGAACAAGAAGGAAGUUGCUUCCAAAAAGGACACUGAACAGACAACCAAAGUGCCGGACUCCGCCAAGCUCGAGCCCGUCCCUCCUGUCCCGCCCGUACCCCCGAGCAGCGGCGAUGGCAAGCGCGCCCCUGGCGCCGCUUGCCAGCAGCCUCCUCAGAGCUCCUUGCAGCAGCAGCAGCAGCAGCAGCGUCACCCGGCCAGAGAGGUGCCCCCGCGCUUCCGCCAGCACGAGCACAAGCAGCUGCUGAAGAGGGGCCAGCCGCUCCCGCCCGGGACCCUGACGCUCGCCGCCGCCGCCGGCCACCUGGAGUCCUCCUUUGCAAACCUGCCCACAGAACUGCCCCCACAGAGCAGCCCGGGAACCCAGUAUGAGAAUCCCCUUUGGGGGCACCUGCCAGCCGACAGGAGCGCUGCAACUUGCGCUAAUACGAGUUGCGGCCAUCAACUGAUCAUUGACCAGAAGGACACGGAGGCUUGGCCUUCAAUUACGCUCAGCCAGAACAAGGCCCGUCAAGGACGAUGCUCUUUGGACACUGAGCCCGGUCACAUGACCAGCAACAGUAGCACUUGUAGUACCGACAGUCGUAGUAGUAGUAAUAAUAGCGAUUGGUGUUGUCAUCCGACGAUGGCCACAGGGGCCAAUAGCCAGACGGGCCACUUCCCCGUCAACCACCUCAGCAGUAAGGCCAACACUGGACUCAGCCCUGCCAAUCAUACUGGAAGCAACAUGCACUCAAGCCAGGUUGCAGCCAAUCGCUGGGGUUCCGGGUCCGGACCGUCUCAGUCCUCCGCCGGCGGUGAAGGGAAAAAUGACGGCAGCAGAGGAUGGGGCUCUUUGCCAACCUCCAACUGUAACUUGAACUUGAACCCUAACGCUAACCCGUCGGCGUGGCCCGUGUUGGGCCACGAUGCGGCGGGGGCAGGCAGCUCAGGGGGAGCCAACGUCAUUUCACCCCCUCAAUCCACUCCAAACUUCUGUAAUCCCACUGGCCCGCCGCCGCCGCCAUCAAGCCAGACCAGCACCCAUCCCGGAGCCAACACUAACAGUAACUCCUCGGGUAUCGGCAGUGCCUGGGGUAGCAUCAUGACCUCUGACGUGUCAGAGUCACACCCUUCGCCAUCCACAAAUGUGUCUUUCAGUUCAGAACCUCAGAACCUUAAAACUGACGGACCAAAUCACACAAAUAAGCCGGAACAAGCGAGUCCCGCCCGCCACCUGCCCAGUUGGGGCAAUGCAUCCGCGGGCCCGCCUCCAAUGGGGGCCAAGCAGGUCAACGGAGAAGAUAGCGCAUCUUCGGGAUGGGGCCUCGACGGUGACUCGAAGGCGCCGUCCUCUAAAGACUCCGGCUGGGGCCAGGCUGGAAGCGGGUCGGGAACUCCCGGAGCCUGGGGCGAACAGUCCGGCGGAGACUGGGCCAAGAAGCAAAGUGAAGAUGCUCAAGCGGGCUGGGACGGCCCCAGCUCGCCUCCCCAGGACCCGGCGGCGCAGAGCGGCUCUUGGAACCGAGCGGUGAGCACGACCGCUGCCAGCGAAGGAAGCGGCGACAGCACGGAAGGACAUCCCCGAUCCAAACAGCAUUCGUCCCAAGAUACCCCCGCUCCUCUCUUGCCCGCCCAGGAUCUCGACCCCAGGGUCUUAUGUAAUACGGGCUGGGGGCAGACCCCCGUCCGCCAGCACACGUCGUGGGACAUGGACAAUACUAAAAAGAAGAAUGACAUUGCCAGCGAAUCCUGGGACUCUCAAAGUGGUCCCGAAGCCCAGGGGCCUUGCAAUACUAACAUGGGUCCCCCGCAAAGAACUGACACUGGGAGCAAAAGCGAGGGAGCUUCGGGUUGGGGGGGAAAUUCAGCCGCUGCUGCUGCUGCUGCUGCUGCUGCUGCUGCCGCUGCUGCUGCUAGCAACCAUCCCAGCCCCGGCUGGGGAGAUCAACCCAACACCGUUAAGCCCCCGAGCGGCCCAGGUGGCUGGGGAAACCUGCCGAAAGGUGUGCCCGCCUCCGCUAUCCCCAAGAAUCAGUCUUGGGGUGACGAGAGGUCGUCGGGGUGGGAGGAGUCUCACGGCAAGCCGACGAGCCAGAACUGGGGAGAGCAACCUAAAGCCUCCCACAGCUGGGGCAAUAGCGCAGUGAGCAACUCUCCAAAUGACUGGGGAGAACCCGAAGAGAGGAAAAAGAAUCCAAGCAACUCUUCCUGGGACGGAGACGCAGGGGGCUGGAAGGAAAGUCCUCGAGGCUGGGGGGGGGGAAUGCAAGGCGCCACAGGUGCCGGAGGCAAAGCGGGCUGGGGAGAGCCCGUUGCUCCGCGGCCCGGCGGCCCUCCCCAGGGCUGGGUGGCAAAAUCUCAGGACGGACCCGCCGGCGCGGCGGGGGCCGUCGGCUCUUGGAGCGGCGCGGCCUCAGUCAAGCAGGGCUGGACCGGCGGCAAAGCCGAGUCGUCUGCCGAAGCCACGGGUUGGGAAGAACCCUCGCCGCCGUCCAUCCGACGCAAGAUGGAGAUAGACGACGGGACCUCGGCCUGGGGCGAUCCUGGUACCUACAACAAAUCCGUCAAUCUGUGGGACAGAAACAAUCCAGCUCAAGCUAAAGCUAGCGCUGGAGGCAAUAACGCUGGCGCUCAUCCCCACAAUCACGCCUAUCAAGGACCACCUGCACCUUUACACGCUCACGGUCCAAAUUCCCAAAACCCAGCGCCCACUGGUGGCGGCGGCGGCAGCGGAUCCAUGGAUCCCGUUUUGCAUCACCAGUCGGGCUCAUCUCACAACAGGGGGCCCAUGAUUGCGCAAGGCUGGGGAGAACUUUCCAGCUCUCACAGCAAAGCAGAAAGCUCUUGGGGGGAAAGUGCACAUUCAACAGUCAACGUGGACAAGGGUACGUCGGCCUGGGGGAAACCCAUCGGGGGCUGGGGCGAUGGCAACCAGGACAACUACAGUAGGGGGAACCCAGCUAUGACAGCCGCAUCUUGCAAACCCGCCUCCAAAGCUAUGCAAGAUGGAUGGGGAGGCGGAGGUGAAGAGUUGCUCCUCUCAGGAGGUCAGUGGGAUGCGGACGACGGAGACAUGUGGAACAGCGCUGCUUCCCAGGAGGGCAACACCUCCACCAACUCUUGGGGAAACGCAGCCAAAAAGAUGUCGCAAAAGGUCAAAGUUCCAGGGAAGCCAGAAGAUACCUGGAUUAUGAAUCGUCUUAUCAAACAGCUGACGGACAUGGGCUUCCCGCGGGAUCCGGCAGAGGAGGCUUUAAAGAGCAACAACAUGAACCUGGACCAGGCCAUGAGCGCCCUGCUGGAGAAGAAGACAGAACUGGACAAGCGGGGGGGAAUGGGGAUGGCCGCCGGACACGACUACAACAACGGGCUUCUCAACAAACCCAUGAGCUGUCCUCGACCUCCACAUCUCUCCAAAGAAGCCUCCACGGAUCCCCGCUCACCCUUCUCGGACAAACAAAUGCAGAGUGGAAUGUUUGGUGGUGGUGGAGCAGCACAAGCCCGGGCCAUGCCUCAGCCGCCGCCGCCGCCGCCUCCUCAGCCGCCAGUGCCGCCUCUCGGCUCUUCUCAGCAGCCGAGUCUCCGCGCUCAAGUGCCUCAGUUUCUCUCCCCUCAGGUUCAAGCACAGCUCUUACAGUUUGCAGCAAAAAAUAUCGGUCUGAAUCCUGCACUUUUAACCUCGCCAAUAAAUCCUCAACAUAUGACUCUUCUGAAUCAACUCUACCAGCUGCAACUGGCUUACCAGCGUUUACAAAUUCAGCAGCAGAUGUUACAGGCCCAGCGCAACGUUUCUGGACCCAUUCGACAACAAGAGCAGCAAGUUGCACGUACAAUCAAUAACAUGCAGCAGCAGAUCCAACAGCACCAACGGCAGCUGGCCCAGGCGCUGCUAAUCAAGCAGCAGCAGCAACAGCAGCAGCAGCAGCAGCACCACCACCAGCAGCAGCAGCAGCAGCCUCCCCACUCCCACGCGGGCCUACAUCACGGCGGGACCAAAAGCAACCUGGACUCGUUUCCGGGCCACCUCCAGGCGCCGGGCCUUCCCGACCUGCAGACCAAAGAGCCGCCGCAGUCUUCUCCAAACCCUUACAGCCCGUAUUCGCUCUCUGGACUGAAUCCAAACAUGAAUGUAAACUGCGUGGAGGUGGCCAUGUCCGCCAAGGAGCCACCCCAGCCCCAGUCGCGCCUUUCGCAGUGGACGCACCCCAACACUAUGGAAAGCCUCUCUGGAAGCUCCUCCCCCUUGGAACCCAAACACGGUACCAACCUGGGUCCGCCUGGCAAGGCUGCUCAACUGGAUGACUCUUACAGUCCUUAUAACCUGAUGUCCAGCUCCGAGUCCCCCGGCAGCCCCCUUGUGGGCCCCGACAGCUGGGGGCCGCAGGGGAAGGGGAGCAGCGGCGACAAGAUGGCCAACGGGACAAACAUCAACUGGCCGCCGGAGUUCUGCCCAGGCGUGCCCUGGAAGGGUCUCCAGAAUAUCGACCCAGAGACGGACCCCAACAUGACGCCGGGCAGCGUCCCGAGCGGUCCCACCAUCAACACUAACAUCCAAGAUGUCAACCGCUACCUGCUGCGAGACCGAAGUGCGGGCUCUUCCCCCACUUCAUCUCAGAACGAGGCUCUGCCUCCCUCCUCUGAUUGGUCAGUCAGUGCCUACACUAGCUCGUUCAGUCUGUCGUCCCCGGAGAUGGACGAAACAGGUAAACUGUCCGAGAUGAAAUCCACUUGGUCGCCGGGUCCCGUCUCGCACAGUCAAGCCUCGCUUUCCCACGACAUGUGGAAAGUGCCGCAGGGACCCCGGAGCAGCUCCACGGCCCCCUCCCGCCCGCCGCCCGGCCUCACAAACGCCAAGUCGUCCUCCACGUGGGGGGGGAACUCUCUGGGUCUCUCCCAAGGCUGGAGCAGCUCUUACACCACGGCGGGCACCACGUGGAGUACAGACAGCGGCAGCAGGACCAGUAGCUGGUUGGUUCUGAGGAACCUGACCCCACAGAUUGACGGUUCGACUCUGCGCACGCUGUGCAUGCAGCACGGCCCACUCAUCACAUUCCACCUCAACCUGACACAGGGCAACGCUGUGGUGCGCUACAGCUCCAAGGACGAAGCUGCCAAGGCUCAGAAGUCCCUGCACAUGUGCGUGCUGGGGAACACCACCAUCCUGGCCGAGUUUGCCGGAGAAGAGGAAGUCAAUCGCUUCUUUGCACAGGGCCAGUCGCUGGGCGGGACCACCAGCUGGCAGGCCGCUCCGGGCGCUCCCAAUCAGAGCAGGAUGGGCGGCUCCGGCUCGGGAGCCUCUCACCCCAUCGGACACGCGCCCCACUGGAACAACAACAAUGGAGGCUCAAAGGCGGGCGGAGAGCUGCUGUGGGGCGGCGUGCAGCAGUAUUCCAGCCUGUGGGGGCCCCCUAGUGGAGAGGAGGCUCGGGUCAUGGGGAGCCCCAGCCCCAUCAAUACGCUGCUGCCCGGAGACCUGCUGAGCGGGGAGUCCAUGUAA
Molecule: messenger RNA, 5698 nt
Organism: Syngnathus acus (greater pipefish)
Lineage: Eukaryota; Metazoa; Chordata; Actinopteri; Syngnathiformes; Syngnathidae
Gene: tnrc6c1
Product: trinucleotide repeat containing adaptor 6C1
Exons: 21
Coding region: 185-5698 (1837 amino acids)
Biological process (GO): positive regulation of nuclear-transcribed mRNA poly(A) tail shortening; miRNA-mediated post-transcriptional gene silencing
Cellular component (GO): P-body; nucleoplasm
Molecular function (GO): protein binding; RNA binding
Source: RefSeq, a predicted model, not a curated record